GGUCUUGAGGGAUCGGUGCUCUUGCGAGGACGUCUGGGAAUAGGACGGGCUGCCGAUGGAGAACCCAGCUGCAGCGUUCACCGAGCCGAUGGCCUUGCGCACCGCCCGCAGCCUGGUGCAGGAUAUCAGGAUCAAUGUGCUGGAGUGCAAAGUCUGCUUCGAGCACUACGGCGAUAACGCGGCACGCCGACCCUGUGUGCUGCCGUGUGGGCAUGUCGUGUGCCGCCACUGCGCCCGGACUCUGAGCCGGGCCGGAGAGCUGCAGUGCCCGUUCUGCCGGCGCUGUGGGCCGUCGUCGCUGGCCGCCGACUGCCUGCCGCUGCUGCAGCUCGCGGAGAUGCUGGGCCCGGAGCAGGGCGGCGGCGGCGGCGGCGGCGGCAGCAGCGGUUUGCCCUCGCAGCUCCGACUAAUAACGGUGUACGGAGGCUGGGGCCGGCUGCUCAAUCCCAGGGCGCUGGCCGUGUGCGCCGAACUGCUGGCAGUGGCCGAUGAUGGUUCCCGACCGCUGCGGCUUUGGGAACGUGGCGAGCGCUGGCUGGAGUCCGACGUCGAGGCCACGGGGCUGGUGUACCCGCUGGGUGUGGCACUGGCCGGCGGUGGGCAGCUGCUGGUGGUGACGGAUGGCGGCGACUCGUCCCUUAAGGUGUUUGUUCUGGGGCAAAGCCGGAGCCCUGCCGUCGUCCAGGACAGCUUCGGUCUCCCAUGGGGUGUGGCUGCCGGUCUGGGCAUCAACCAGGUGGUACUGACAGACGCCGGGCGAGGCUCUUUACUACUGCUGAGCCUGCGGCUGCCCGGUGGUGCCCUACUGGGCACCGAGAGCGUGUGCGAGGGGCUGCGCUGCCCCCGGGAAGUGGCCGUGUGCCCGCGACAAGGCUGCAUCCACGUGGUGGAGCACCUGUCGCCGCCUGGCCCCUCCGCCGCUGUCCGCCUCAAAACCUUCAACAGCUGCCACCAGCUGAUCCGCCAGCUCGACAGCACCGGCUUCAGCCCGGUCGCCCGCAUCCCUGCUGGGCUCUCCGCCAUCGCCGUGGACGCCGACGGCAACGUGCUGGUUGCCGACGGGCUGGAUGGUACGGUGGGUCGUGUAGGUGACCCUGGAACCCGCCAGUACAGCAUCCUUGUGGACCGGGGUCUGAUCCGCCCAACGGGGCUGGCAUGCACUGCUGACGGUGAGCUAAUGGUGCUCGACGGUGGAGACAACACGUGGAAGAUGUAUGCUGCUCUUGAUCUCUCCAUGCCUCCGGCCAGAGAGCUGUCCUGACGAUAUACCACCUUUGUAAUAGUUGUUUUAUUUAUUAUUACCACGUGCAUAAUUUCCUUUGUGAAAUAUCAUUCAAGGAAAUAAAUUAAUUGUGCCCUGGUGCAUAUGACAAUAGUCUGAUUCAGCAGCCCCGUUUUACUUAACCAAACUAUGACUGCUGCAAGACUUUUAUGAACUGGAAUCCUUGAUUUCAUUUGAAUUGUUGUGCAUCUUUCUGUAAAGCCACUCACAAAAUUGAAGAUAUGAUAAGAUUUGGCAUGAUAUCUAAAACUUUGACAAACUUCUAUAGAUGUGUGGUAGAGAGUAUAUUGACUGGCUGCAUCACAGUCUGGUAUGGAAACACCAAUUCCUUUGAACGGAAAAGCCUACAGAAGGUAGUGGAUAAGGUCUUGUCCAUCACAGGUGAAGGUCUCCCCACCAUUGAGCACAUCUACAUGGAGCACUGUCACAGGGAAGCAGCAUCCAUCAUCAGGGACCCCCACCACCCAGGUCAUGCUCUCUUCCUGCUGCUGCCAUCAGGUAUAAGGUACAGGAGCCUGAGGGCUCACACCACCAGGUUCAGAACCCGUUAUUACCCCUCAACCAUCAGGCUCUUGAACCAAAAGGGAUAACUUCACUUGCCCAUCACUGAAAUGUUCCCACAACCUGUGGACUCAAUUUCAAGGACUCUUCUCAUGUUCUCAAUAUGUAUUGCUUAUUUAUUAUUAUUUAUUUUUCUUUUGUGUUUGCACAGUCCGUUACCUUUUACACAUUGGUUGCUUGUCUGUCCUGUUAGGUGUGGUCUUUCAUUGAUUCUAUUACAGUUCUUAGAUUUGCUGAGUAUGCCUGCAAGAAAAUGAACCUCAGGGUUGUAUCUGGUGACAUAUAGUGUAUGUACUUUGGUAAUGGAAUCUCAUUUUUGACUAGAGGUGUAAGCACUAUUUUUUUGUGAACGUUACAAAUCUGCACAUUUAAAGAAGUAAAAUGAGCUUUGGUGUGAAUCUAGCAGCAAACGUCAGUGUUGGCGUGGGUGAGAAACACUGGAGCAUUGUUAUAAUCUUAUCAGGAUAAAGUCGGCUAAUUAUCUACUGUGCACGUGGUAUUCCUAAGGAACGGUUAAUUAGAAUUACCAAUUUACUUUGUUGCUACUUGGACAAUCUUGUAUUUACUCCAUUGUAACACAAACAAAAAUGCUGGAGGAACUUGGCAGGUUAGACAGCAUCUGUGGAAAGAAGUAAAGGGUUGACAAUUUGGCUGAGACCCUUCAUUGGGACUGGAAAGGGAGGGGGAAAAGUCAGAAGAAGACGGUGGGUGGGGAUGAGGAAGGAAUACAAGUAAGAAGGUAAUAAGUGAAGCUAGGUGAGGUGGAAAGUAAUUGGUGGGGGACUGGGGGAAAUGAAGUGAAAAGCUGGGAGAUGAUGGGUGUAGGAAGUAAAGGGCUGAAGGAAGAAUCUGAUAAAAGAGGAAAGAAGGGGAAGGAGGAGGGGCUGAGAGAGAAGAGAAGAGAAAAGGUAAAAGGGGAGCCAGAACAGGGAACAGAAGUUACAGAAAUCAAUGUACAUGGUGUCAGGUUGGAGGCUACCCAGAGAGAAUAUAAAGUGUUUCUGUCUGCAACAAGCAGGAUAUCUCAGUGGCCAACCAUAUUAAUUCUAAUCCCCAAACCUGUUCCAGCAUUUUAGUCUGUGGCCUCCUUUACUGCCACAAUGAGGCCACUCUCACGUUGGAGGAGAACACACAUCAUAUUCUGUCUGGAUUGUCUCCAACCUAUGAUCCUCUUUGGGUAGCCUUCUUCCUUUCCAGUCCUGAUGAAAGGUCUCGACUUCAUCCAUUUCUAUAGAUGCUGCCUGACUUGCUGAGUUCCUCAAGCAUUUUGUAUCUGUUACUCUGGAUUUACAGCAUCUGCAGAAUUUCUUAUCUUUAUGUUGUACUUACUUCAUUUCCUUUCACUUCCUUCAGUUUGUAUUUGACAGAUUUAUCAUAAUGCAAACUUGUUAAGACAGUUUAAUAAAUUCUCAGCCAUAAACAUUGCUAAGCAAGCCAAUUUAUGCAAAUCAAGAACUUGCAAAGGUAUGAUUAAAAAGACAUCUGUUUUGGUGUUGUAGAGAAUCAUGGGGACAUAGAGAACACUUUAAAAGGUGUCUUAAGAUCUUAUCCAGGCAAACAGUGAACCGGUCUUAUAUGAAAGAGUGUCUCAGACAAUGCAGCAUUCCACGUAUGUCAAACCAGGUCAAAUACUUGAUUCACAUGGGAGUAUUGAAGCCACAGUGUUCUAAUCUAAGACAAACUGCCACAGAUGCCAUCAGUCUUUGAGUACCUUGUCACUGAGAACACAGAAUUUGGCAAAGCUUGGUUCAGUGUCUUCAGAUAUUUGACUUUGGACAACAUCACAACUGAGUCCCGAGUAGUACUGUAACUGAAUGGCAAACAUUGCUCCCUGCUUCAGUGGCAUAAUAUUUAUUUAGCUUUUAUUGUGUCAUGCUGGACAAUUGUAAAGCUGAACAGUGAAUUUGGGCCGAACUGUUGGCUAGGUGUCCAUAAACCUAUACUUAAUAUUCUGAUUGGUUGGGUUAUCAUCAUUUCCUUCACACCUGGUAAUAUCCACCCAGAGAACAGUUCUAUGGACUGUUACAUUGACUACCCAUUAUGGAUGCCAAAGUCAAUCUCAAAAAUAAAACACUGCAUAUUCUGGAAAUCUAAAGAAAGACAAUCCUAGAAUCCUUGUCAGAUCAAGAAUGUAGAGAGAAGGAGAUUUAACUUGUCAGGUUGAUCACAUAUGGAUUGGGAAAAGUUAGAAAUAUAUGUUUUUUAAGUUGCAGAGGAAGGGAAAAGGAUGGAGAGAAAAGAAAUGACUGGUUGAGUAGACAAAAUGUUUGGCAUGGAUUUGGCCUGUACCUAUGCUGCAUUGCUUUUUGACUCUGUCGAGAAUUAGAGAAACAAUCACAUAAAAAUAGGGGUUAAAUGUGUUUAAGGUGUGAAUAAGAAAGGAGAAAUCUCAAAUAUCAAAAGGGAGAAGCAGUUUUAAAAAUCCUGGGAAUUGCAAAUAGGAAAUAGGACUGAUGGACUAUCUGAAAUAGUUGAAUUUGAAAUUGGGUUCUGAAUGUGCCAGUUCAGAAAAUGGAAGUGCUAUUCCUCUUGCUUGUCUUGAGUUUCAUUGAAAUAAUGUGGACAACUACAGACAAAGAGGUUAACUGAGAGUAGAAUGGAGAAUUAUAAUACACAGACCAAAAAGGGGCUGAUCAGUAGCAUAGUGGUUAGCACAAUGCUUUACAGAACCAGCAACCUGGGUUCAUUUCCAGCUGCUGCCUGUACAUUCUCCCUGUGACCAUGUGGGUUUUCUCCAGUUUUCUCCCAUAGUCCAAAGUUUAAUUCAUCAUUGUAAAUUGUCCUGUGAUUAAACUCGGAUUAAAUCAGUAAAUCAGGGGAUUGCUGGAUGGCAUGGCUCAAAGCGCCUAUUCUGCAAUAAAAGGAAGGAAACCAAUCAAUUAAUAAAUUCUGUUCUUCAAAUUCAGGGCAGUCUUCUGAAGCUUGGGAGGGCUGGAUGCAACUCACAAUAGCCAGCAGAUGGUGUAGCUAUGACUAAUUUAUAUAAACAUUCUCAUUUAUAACAUUCCUGAAAUUAGCAGAGCAGCUAAAUAUUUCAGGCAUUUUCUUUGACAACACGCCAGAGUUAAAUGAGGCAAACAAUGAGUAAGAGUUUUUGUUUAUUUAGAUAGUUAGAUGAAUUUGCAGAGAUUCAGAUACAGCACAGAGGAUCCUUUAAACUUACCUUUGGUCACAUUGAUUUGGGAAUAUUCAGAGAUUCAUGUAAUGAAUUGUAGCGUUUAGCCAUUGUUGCUGUGAUAGUCAUCUUCAUUGAAAGGGAAAUUUGGCAAAAAUGUCCAUUUCCUUGUUAUUCGUGUUCUUGUUUGAGGAAAUUGGAAUUCCAGGCAUGUGUGUUGGAUUUUCAUUUGGCUGAAGAAAAGCCUUGCUAUUCAGUGGAGUACUCAGGGUGGAUUUAAACACAGCAUUUGGUGAAAGUGAAGAUUUAAACUUUGAUCCCUACUCUUGAAUAUGCUAAUACAGAGACAAGAGUUAGAUUAUAAGCUUUCAUACAAUCUAGGGUUGCCUUCCUGAAAUUUGGAUUAGGUAAUAAAUUAUUGAAAUUUUCACAAUAUUAAGGGGCAUUGAUAGUGUGCACAAUUAACAAUUUCUGCUGGUUCAGAAGUCUGCAUCAGGUGCAGAGCCAAAAUUGAACUUGAACUUUACAAGAGUGAAGUAAAUGUGAUGCUGGAGACUUGUAUUAACCAAAGAUAUUAAAGAAUAUGGAGUUUGAUCACAGGCCAUCAAUUAGGUCUUCAAAUGAAGAAGGGUUUUGAGGUGUGGAAAGAUCUAAUCCUUUGUGCUGUAUUCAAUGACUCAAGGGAAGCAUGGAACAAUUCCUUGAUGUUUUGCAAGAAAGCAGCAUCCAUCAUAACGGACCCCCACCACCCAGGUCAUCAGGAAGAAGGUUCAGAAGCCUCAGGACACACACCACCAUGUUCAGGAACAGUUAUUACCCCUCACUCAUUUGGCUCUUAAACCAAAGGGGAAGCUAGAUAGAUGCAGACCUCCUCAUUCUAACUGGUGUCAAUAUGAGAGCGCUGACAUAACUGAGAGCUUUGGCAAACAAGAUGUCAAACUUAAGUAUUCGUAUAUUCCAAAUUCUGAAGUUAAGUAAAUGUUUCC
Mobula hypostoma (lesser devil ray) is the source of this 5944-nucleotide messenger RNA. RefSeq names its product E3 ubiquitin-protein ligase NHLRC1-like. The transcript is spliced from 3 exons. The record is from RefSeq and is a predicted model, not a curated record. Bases 56 to 1261 code for a protein of 401 amino acids. NCBI's taxonomy places the organism in Eukaryota, Metazoa, Chordata, Chondrichthyes, Myliobatiformes, Myliobatidae.